Messenger RNA from Pyrgilauda ruficollis (rufous-necked snowfinch), 498 nucleotides. It is a transcript of the gene ZC2HC1B, whose product is annotated as zinc finger C2HC-type containing 1B. The transcript is spliced from 6 exons. The record is from RefSeq and is a predicted model, not a curated record. NCBI's taxonomy places the organism in Eukaryota, Metazoa, Chordata, Aves, Passeriformes, Passeridae.
AUGACUAGGCUGAUCCAGUGUUCCAAGGAAGCCUUCAACAGGAAGUGCAAGCCCUUCAUCAUUUUGAGACAGAGACUAUAGGCAACAGAAGUCACCACUGUGAAGAGACAGUCCCUGCAAAGGAUAUAUGCUCUUAUGUCUGCCAUAACCAUGAAACAGUCAGGGAAGAAAUCUAACUGGAAGCAGCAUUAUGAGUAUUUUCUUAAUACUAUUCAAUCAGCCAAGCAGGUCACAAAAGCUGUGAAGGAGAGCUACCUUCUUCCACCUUCUCCCCCACCAAGCACCAAUCCACAUUCCUGGUUUGCUGAGGCUCCGUGACAGAGGGACAUGGAGUUUUGUGGAAAGCAAGCUGUCAGCCAUGCUGCAAACUCAACCAGACAGGCUUUGGACAAGCAAUCAUUGACUGAGAGAAAAACUCCAACAUUAACACCUGCUGUGUUAGCACUUCUGGAGAGAAUACAAAAAGAGAAACAUACGCCAGGCAAAGAGCUCAUUUAA